AUGCCUACUGGUAUGAGCUCGCGCGACGGGGAGAUCACUCAUCUCGAGGCCAGGGAUUUACGCCGCUCCGGAGAGCCGAGCCGCGUCGAAGCUCACCCCCGCGGGGGUGGUUGGGAUCGAGUGAGGGACAGUAAUGGUAGGGGGAGACUAAAGGACCUGCGACCAAAACCGCCGCCGCAGGCCCCGCAGAGGAUGAACUGGGACCAACAGCUAGUUGUCGAAAACCCAGGAGGUCGGGCACACGUCGGGGUACCCAUACGACCAGGGGUCCCAGUCUCACAAGCAGAGGCGUCACGACCAGCCCCCGCCCAGACCUCGUCGCCACCAGCUCCGCAACAAGCGAGUGUGGUUCCGGACAUGCAAUACCCAGACCCCGAAGAGUGGGUGGAUGGCAUGGCCCCUUCAGAACAGGCGGCGCGGGCCGUGGAAGACUACCGAAACGGGGUGCAUAACCCUCUGCACGAUCAGCAGCAGCAUGGGCAGCCGUUCUCCUAUGCUGACUACGACUUCGAUGACCACGACGGACCUGCAGGUGGCUACGUGUCCUAUGACUACGAAGGCGGUAGAGCUGGCCGACACGAAGGGGUGGUUGCCCAUAGGCAGGGCUUUUGGCAACAACGGGGCCGAUCGGGAUAUUCAGACACGGCAACCCAGCUCGCCACGGGAGCACUAUCUACUGUUGCGUGGUGCGCAUCGCAAUUCUUGCAUGCUGGAUCACAAGUGGUACGUGGUGCGGUACGAGAGUACCAGCGGUCACAAAACCCACGUUGCCCGCCGUCAUAUGGACAGGGGCAUCUUGUACCAGGUCACGGAAUGCACCCCGGAAUGCAGCAUUCGGGCAACGAGUACCCGUCUUGGGUUUAUGCCAGCGAGGGACCCCCAGGGAGAGUUAUACAUCCAAGUGAAUACAUUGAAUUCAAUGAGCGCGGCUACUAG
Molecule: messenger RNA, 936 nt
Organism: Pyricularia grisea
Lineage: Eukaryota; Fungi; Ascomycota; Sordariomycetes; Magnaporthales; Pyriculariaceae
Exons: 1
Coding region: 1-936 (311 amino acids)
Source: RefSeq, a predicted model, not a curated record